CGCAAUUAUUCUCAUAAAAUACUUAUGCAUAUGAACAUUAUAAUUAGUGAUGGGCAUUUCACAAUAGUUUGAACUAUCGAAUAGUAUUCCAAUUAUUUUUAUACAACUGAAUAGUGUGUUUUAAGCAUAAACUAUUCGAUAGUUUUAAAAAAUAUUCGAAUGGGCUAGCGAGUGGUUUCAAAAAAUAAUCGAUUAGUUCUAACUAAAAUUUUUAUUAAGUACACUUAAUUAUAAUAAGAAGAUAAUGAAUACUUAACAUAAAUUAUUAUACAAUUAAUAAUAGUAAAAAGUACCAUUUUAUUCAUUUUUAGUUUGUGAGUCUUUGGUAAAAACUGAUAAAAAUGGGUCGAAAAUUAAAAAGUAGUUCUUUAUUUCGAUGACUAAAGAUAUAUUUUCUGUUUUAAUCGGAAAGGUUUGUUCUAUGUGCAACAGAAGUAUUCGUAAAUACUAAAGUCUUAUUUUACACUUUAUACCUUGUAUACUGUUCUUAGUUUAGCAUUACCUCCUCUUUUGUCUUGUAAAGGCAUAACACCGAUAAAGAGGACAGCGCAUUUAAAAUUUUUAUGAUUGUAAAAGUGGUGGCAACAAUAAAUACUGUUCCUCUUUAAAAAUCAUAUAAACUAUUUUUAUUAGUUGGUUAAUUAUUGAACAUUUUAAAAAUGUUGUUGUACCAAACAGUUUAGUGUAAAAUUUAUUUUCUCUAUAAAAUGAACAAAAAAAAUAGAUCGAACGUAUGGAAUUUUGUGGAUAAGGAUCCCAACUUUUCUAAUCAAGUUAUAUGUAAAUUCUGUAAAUUUAAAAUAAAAUAUGCUAAUAAUACAUCAAAUGUUUGGGAUCAUUUACGCCGUAAACAUAUUACAGCGUUGGAAGCAAAUAGAUUAUCGUCUCAAAAUGAAGAACGGAAUGAUAUUAAUGUUUCUAACAAACAGUCAUCGCCCUCAACAAGUUCUUUAACUAUGAAUGUAAAUAUGCGUGAACAAAUAACUAAACAAACCUAAGGAACUCAACAAAGAAGAUCAAAACAAUGAAUACUAACAAAUAGGUAAUAGUGUUAUUUAUACAAGUUAUUAUGUAAAAUUACUUUUAAGUAAAAGGUAAAAAAAUUAUAUUGAUUUAUAGGUUCAGCUUAUCAUCAAAGAGCAAAGUUGAUGAAUUUAAUAAAGCUGUUAUCAAAAUGAUUGCAGAAGACACGCCCGUUAUCGAUUGUAGAAAAUAGUUAAUACUAAAAUGGCCAACAAGGCAUCUCUGAACAAAAUAGAUAAAAUAUAAUAUAAUAAUUAUAAACAAAUAAAAACUUAACUGUGUAACGUACAAUAGAUGAAAGAUGACUGAUGACGGUGAGAAAUAAACAGUUGGAAUACUUUACAUUAAAAUGUUGAAGACUACAAGGGUAGUCGAUACAAACGGAGGCACUUGUUAUGUACACGAAGGGCACACAAUGGCAUAGACUGGUAUAGCAAUUCUAUACCCACGACGAAUCACCAGGGUGGUUAAUCCAUUAAAGCGACUAUGAGCUAGGUGCACCAUAGAACCACGUAGAAAGGGCUAGCAAUGGUGGCGAGAGCGCAAAAUUCACAAAAGGGACCGAUAAUAGUCGGCGAGACACAAUAAUCACGUACACUCGCAUCUAACAUAAUGAAUCGCUCACACAACCGGUGGUGGUAGCGCGAGACACGUUAUCAGUCAUAAAAAUAAGAUGUAGCAAAACUCCCUCUCAUAAUGCGUAUCCAAUAAUAGCAACAACACUCAUACCUAAACUUUAUAACUCUACACCUGAAAUGGUUCAAUCUAUGUUAUCAUCUACAAAAUAUGUCACGCUUACUUCAGAUAUUUA
Daktulosphaira vitifoliae (grape phylloxera) is the source of this 1834-nucleotide messenger RNA. RefSeq lists its product as uncharacterized. Bases 708 to 998 code for a protein of 96 amino acids. NCBI's taxonomy places the organism in Eukaryota, Metazoa, Arthropoda, Insecta, Hemiptera, Phylloxeridae. The record is from RefSeq and is a predicted model, not a curated record. Gene Ontology annotation, molecular function: DNA binding. The transcript is spliced from 2 exons.